AUGCAUCCAGGCAAAUGUUUAUUCAACCCACGUUGGCUGAAACAGGCUGAGUACGCCAGAUGGCUGGAGUCGGACCCAGGAAACAAAUUAAGCGCCAAAUGCAAGAUCUGCGUUAAAUCGAUUGACGUAUCAAACAUGGGAGAACCAGCAUUGCGCAGUCAUGCCAAGGGACAGAAACACCAACAACGUCUCGAGGAAUUAUCUUCUGGAUUUGUCAUUAGAGACUUUUUUCAACCUAAACGCACAACUGCCACAAUAACAGCACAGUCAUGUGAAGAUCUCCCUACGACCUCUGCAGCCUCAAGUACCGGUAGACCAACUUCGACUUCCGUGCCUAGUUUUGUAACAAAGUCGGAAUGUUUGCACGCGGAAAUAUUGUGGACACUAAAAGUGAUCGCAUCUCAUUACUCCUUCAAAUCCUGUGCAGAUACCCAGCACCUGUUUGCAGAAAUGUUCCCAGACUCUGAUAUAGCCAAACAGUUUGCUUGUGGCGAGAGGAAAUGUGCGUAUUUAUGUACAUUCGGAAUCGCGCCAUACCUGAAACACAGACUGUCAAAAAAAAUCUCAGACGCAGACGGUUACGUCCUCCUCUUCGACGAAAGUUUAAACAAGGUGACUAGAAAUAAGCAAAUGGACAUACACGCCAGGAUUUGGGAUGAAGGACUGGUUGGCACCCAUUACUUCACCUCUCUAUUCAUGGGACAUGCCACAGCUGAGGACAUGAUCGAACACUUUGAAACUGGCACGGACGGGCUCAAUAUGAGAAGACUUCUACAGCUGUCCAUGGAUGGACCUUCCGUCAACUGGAAAUUUCAUCGCAUGUUCCAAACCAAGAUCUCUUCCACUUAUGACCACUUUCUUCUGAAUGUUGGGAGCUGUGGGCUUCAUAUCGUACAUGGAGCAUUUAAGGAUGGUGCAAGUGCAUCUGGUUGGCAGAUUCAGGAUGUGUUGAGAGGCCUUUACACGUUAUUCAAGGACACGCCUGCACGAAGGGAAGAUUUCAUUAAAUGUACAGAAUCAACCACUUUCCCAAUGAAAUUUUGCCCCCACAGAUGGGUGGAGAAUGUUCCUGUGGUUGAACGAGCACUCUCCAUAUGGCUUAACAUUCAGAAGUAUGUGAAACAGGUUAAUAAAGGACAUUGUGACAACCCAAAGACAGUUUCAUACAAGACUGUAUCAGAUGCAACCAAAGACAAGAUUAUUGUUGUAAAACUUUUGUCAUUUUUGUCUAUUGCCAAAACUAUUCAGCCAUUUUUGACACAAUACCAAACUGACAAACCAAUGCUACCAUUCCUGGCUGAGGAUUUGUUUCAUCUGAUACGAUCUUUAAUGAAAAGGUUCCUCAAAGAAGAUGUGGACAUAAGCACGGUAAACAAACUUGUUAAGGUCAAUCUUGAAGACAGAGAUCUUCACAAGAGCUACACUGAUGUUGAUCUCGGGUUUGCGGCAGAAAAGGAGCUCAAGAAAAUCAAGAGCUCUUCAUCUGGGCCUAAAGUUAGUGACAGAGAGAUCCUUGAGCUACGCAUGCAAUGCAAAGGGUUUCUUAUCAAACUUGUUAGCAAGCUCCUUGAAAAAUCUCCUCUUAAAUACCCCCUUACUUUGCAAAUUUCUUGUUUGGACCCAAGACAAAUGGCAACAAACAAAACCGUGUGCAUCACUAACAUGAAAAAACUGUUGGCCACAUUACUGGACGCCAACCAAAUGCGUGGAGGAGCAUCUGCAUGCGACACUGUACUCCUACAGUUUGAAGAAUUUCUGGAAACAACUGUUAUUGGUAACAUGUCAACAUUUUCCAACUUUGACCCACAUAAACCUGAGAGUAGACUAGAUGCCCUGAUGUUUGAAUCUGUUGCCCUAAAUCAGCGAAUGGCACCUUUGUGGAAUGUUAUGAAAAACCUUCUUCUCCUGUCGCAUGGACAAGCGACGAUCGAAAGAGGCUUCUCAGUGAACCGACAGAUUGAAACAGAAAACAUGAUUGAACAAACUGUUGUAUCUGAACGACUUGUGUGUGAUCACCUCAAGGGAAUCGGCGGAUUGAAAAACAUUGAAGUAACAAAGGAAAUGUUGACGUACUGUUCUUCUGCUAGACAGAAGUAUUCCUUGUACUUAGAUUCCAAGAGGGAAGAGAAACUUAAUGCAGAAAAACUUGCCAAAAGAAAGCAUGUUCUGGACACAAUAGAUGAACUGAAAACAAAGCGUAAGCGCAUUGAAAGAGACAUUGAAUCCUUGACACAAUCUGCAGAUAAAUUUGCAGAAAAAGCAGAAGAGACAGGGCAGUUGGACUUUGUUACAAAGUCCAACAGUUUGCGAAGAACAGCGAAGCAGAAGAAACAAGAACUUGCCACCAUUGCUUCUACCUUGGAUGAGAGACUGCAAGAGUUAAAAAAGUGA
Molecule: messenger RNA, 2391 nt
Organism: Liolophura sinensis
Lineage: Eukaryota; Metazoa; Mollusca; Polyplacophora; Chitonida; Chitonidae
Exons: 2
Coding region: 1-2391 (796 amino acids)
Source: RefSeq, a predicted model, not a curated record